Messenger RNA from Oncorhynchus gorbuscha (pink salmon), 3593 nucleotides. RefSeq names its product anoctamin 10a (gene ano10a). Lineage: Eukaryota; Metazoa; Chordata; Actinopteri; Salmoniformes; Salmonidae. Gene Ontology annotation, cellular component: plasma membrane. The record is from RefSeq and is a predicted model, not a curated record. Gene Ontology annotation, biological process: chloride transmembrane transport. Gene Ontology annotation, molecular function: chloride channel activity. The transcript has 14 exons. Bases 363 to 2318 code for a protein of 651 amino acids.
UUUCCGUUUGAAGUAAACGGUUUCAGUAAUACACCCCUGAAGAAGAACGCGACUUUUUUACUGACGCUGUGGGACGUGAUAUUGCGGAAGAUACACACACACGCCACAAAUGAACUCUGGCCUACACACACAGCAAAGCACGUUGGUGGGUGUGAUAACUGCGGGCUGAAGUCUACAGCGGCGCUUGCCUGUCAGUGCCAGUGACGUGGAGAGGCAGAAGUCAAGCAACUCUUCUGAUUUCUCAAGACAAUAGAAGAUUCGAAAUAGGUAUUUAUUGUCGACUUGGCAUUGUGGGAAACCUUUAAAAGUGGACCUUAUUGCGCCAGCGAACGAAGCACGUGGCUUCACAGGGAGAGGGGAAAAUGCAAAAAAGCUUGUCAGUGUAUGACAGUCAUGGCUCAACAUUUGCACCUCUGGUGGUCAUCGAGUUGGUUUCAGAAACCAAAGAGGAAGCCAUCGCAUGGUUACUAAACAGGGUCAGAGACAAGCAGCAAGAUGGAGGGGCUGAGCUGCUGGUGGAGCAGCUGACUCCAGGGGCCCAGGGCACGGAGAAGGACAACCCCAAUGUGUAUGUUGUGGGGGCCUCCUGGCAAAGGCUUCUAUACGGAGCUGAGGACGUGGGCCUCUUCAAGGAGUUCAACGACGGCUCCAUGAGAGGCUUCACGUAUGCCAACAAGCACAACUUCAAAGAGUUCCAAGGUGAUGGGGAUGGUUUUCUGAGCAUGGCAGAGUGUCAAUACAUCAUAAAACAUGAACUGGACAACCUGAGGGCCAAGGAUGAGGCCCAUGUGCCUGGAUAUCCGAAGAUGAAACUGUAUCCAGGGAAGUCAGUCAUACGCAGAAUGCAAUCAAAGGGGAUCCUUGUCCAAGUUUUCCCUCUGCAUGAGAAGGAGGAACUCAAAAGGCUUUCCUUUUCCUGGUUCAAAAAGAUCAAGUUGUCCUUCCAGCCUCUUGAUGACAUCAGGCACUACUUCGGUGAGGGUAUGGCACUCUACUUUGGUUUCCUGGAGUAUUUCACCUUGGCCCUGAUCCCCAUGGCCCUCAUAGGCAUACCAUACUACCUCUUCGACUGGGAGAACUACGACAAGUUCACGGUGUUCGCCGGCUUCAACCUGGUGUGGUGCACGGUGAUCCUGGAGUUGUGGAAGCGCCUCAGCGCUUCGCUGGCGUACGGAUGGGGCACCCUGAGCAGGAAGAAAGCCUUCGAGGAGCCGAGGCCGGGUUUCCACGGCGUCUUGGGCGUCAACCCCGUCACGGGGCGGGCGGAGCCACUCUACUCAAACGCCAAGCGUCAGCUGAGGAUCUACCUGGUGUCUGUUCCCUUUGUGCUGCUGUGCCUCUACCUGUCUCUGUAUGUCAUGAUGAUCUACUUCGACAUGGAGGGCUGGGCCUUGAUGAUCCAUGAUGAGGAGCCUACCUUCUGGACAGGACUGCUACUUUUUAUCCCCAGUAUUAUCUACGCUGUGGUUAUAGAGAUCAUGAACCUCAUAUACCGCUAUGCUGCAGAGUUCCUCACUGGCUGGGAAAACCACAGGCUUGAGUCAACAUUUCAAAAUCACCUGGUCCUUAAAGUACUGGUGUUCAACUUCUUCAACUGUUUUGCCUCCCUAUUCUACAUUGCCUUUGUGAUGCAGGAUAUGGUGCUUCUCAGACAGAGUCUGGCCACGCUGCUGAUAACGUCUCAGAUCCUGAACCAGAUCAUGGAGGCCUUCCUGCCCUACUGGCUCCAGAGGAGGAGAAACAAGAAGGCCCAUAAGAGGAUGAUAAAAACCAUGGAAGACAAGGAGCUGCCCCUCUCUGAGCAGGUCAAGCUGGAGGCAGACAUGAGCACCUACCUGGGAACAUUUGAUGACUACCUGGAGCUGUUCCUGCUGUUUGGCUAUGUCAGUCUGUUCUCCUGUGUCUACCCUCUGGCCGCGGUGCUGGUGGUGCUCAACAACGUCACAGAGGUCUACUCGGAUGCCUUCAAGAUGUGCAAGGUGUUCAAAAGACCCUUCUCUGAGCCUGCAGCCAAUAUAGGGGUGUGGCAGCUUGCCUUUGAGGCCAUGAGUGUGAUCGCCGUGGUGACCAACUGUGCCUUGAUUGGCAUGUCCCCCCAAGUCAAGUCCUAUUUCCCAGAGUCAGAGACACAGCUCAUAAUGUGGGUGGUGGGCUUCGAGCACUUCCUGUUGGCCUCCAAGUUCAUCCUGGCCUUUGUGAUCCCAGACGUCCCCAAACACAUCCAGAUCAAACUGUCACGUCUGGAGUUUGAGUCCCUGGAGGCUCUGAAGAAAAGGAAAAUGCUGGAGGCCUCGGGGAUCCCAAAGACUGAUAAGUGAUGAGAAGAGCAGAGGCCGAUGGUUCAGAUACUGAACCAUGAAGAUGGUCUAAACUCCAGAUGGAACAUGCCCUCCCAACGGAGAAAGAUUCACAUAGACUGUUUUCUUUACAACACCUCAAUUAGCUCAAAGCUUAUUUAUGCAUAAAAUAUCCAAAAGUAAUUUUCUUUUUAUAUAUAUAUAUAUAAACGGUUGGUUGUUAAACCUGGUUUGAUGCUCUUAACCUCUGCACUGUUGCCAGGUCUUUCUGUUUGUUUUGAUGAGUGUAGUGUAUUACCUGCAGAUGUCUAGAGAACAUUACUGUUUUGAUGAGUGUAGUGUAUUACCUGCAGAUGUCUAGAGAACAUUACUGUUUUGAUGAGUGUAGUGUAUUACCUGCAGAUGUCUAGAGAACAUUACUGUUUUGAUGAGUGUAGUGUAUUACCUGCAGAUGUCUAGAGAACAUUACUGUUUUGAUGAGUGUAGUGUAUUACCUGCAGAUGUCUAGAGAACAUUACUGUUUUGAUGAGUGUAGUGUAUUACCUGCAGAUGUCUAGAGAACAUUACUGUUUUGAUGAGUGUAGUGUAUUACCUGCAGAUGUCUAGAGAACAUUACUGGAUGUGAUUAAAACAAACAUGAAGACUAGCCUCUAAACUAAAGAUUCAGAUCUGACCAGAGAACAAGACUUUAUGUUAAUGUCCUCCGGAAACCACUGUUGGAAAUGCAUUGCUACGUACCAAAUGUAAUGUUAAGGCAGGGCUUGACAUUCAGGUCAAAUGUAAUGUUAAGGCAGGGCUUGACAUUCAGGUCAAAUGUAAUGUUAAGUCAGGGCUUGACAUUCAGGUCAAAUGUAAUGUUAAGGCAGGGCUUGACAUUCAGGUCAAAUGUAAUGUUAAGUCAGGGCUUGACAUUCAGGUCAAAUGUAAUGUUAAGGCAGGGCUUGAACAGCUAGUGAUUUUAUCUUUCAUUUGGGCUGAGCAAGUAGCCUACAGGAUUUAUACAGACAUUGGGAAGUCAAAUUCAAUGAUUUUUCAAGCAAUUAAUUGUAAUUUUGAAGGACUUCCAUUUUAUAUUGAAUUGUCAAAGCCUAUCGAAAUAAAUCCCCUCAAAACUAGUAAGCAAAAAGUAUGCAUAACAACUUCGAGAAUAAUGCAUGUUUUAUUACGACUUCCACAUGGCAUUAUGCAAUGACAUAAACAUACUUUACAUUCUAAAACCUGUCAGAAUAAUGCAUGUUUUAUUACGCCUUCCACAUGGCAUUAUGCAAUGACAUAAACAUACUUUACAUUCUAAAA